Molecule: messenger RNA, 4486 nt
Organism: Daktulosphaira vitifoliae (grape phylloxera)
Lineage: Eukaryota; Metazoa; Arthropoda; Insecta; Hemiptera; Phylloxeridae
Product: ankyrin repeat domain-containing protein 50-like
Exons: 17
Coding region: 219-4145 (1308 amino acids)
Molecular function (GO): protein binding
Source: RefSeq, a predicted model, not a curated record
CAAUAUUAUUCUAGUUCACACCUAAAAUAUGACAAACAAAUUAAAACCAUUAUAUUAAACUAUGAUACCGAUUAUCUUAUAUUCAAAUCUAUUUAAAAAAUUAUAUUGCCAAAGGUUAUGUAGAUUACUUACAUAUCUAAGCUAACAAGCUCCUUGAAACUGAAUUAAAUUUAUAAAAAGAAAACACAAUUAUGUAAUUAUUAAUUGAAUAAUACAAAAUGACAUCCUGUGAUUUAGCCCAUAAACGAUUUUACUGCAGAGAAUGGGUGUUUCAAAAAUUAUUGCAUUGUUUUGAUCAGAGAAAUACUUGGAAAACAUGUGGUGCACUUUUAGUUGGAGGUGCUGGUUGUGGAAAGACAGCAAUAUGCUGUGAAAUAGUUUGGCCUUCCAGUCGACAACAAAAGACUUUAAAUAAAAGACUUUUAGCUUAUCAUUUUUGUCAAGCUCAAGAUGUAAACACAUUAUCUGUAACACACUUUAUUCAAAGCUUAGUAUCUCAACUUUCAAAUUCAUUGCCUAAAUCUUAUAAAGAAAGACUAAAAAAUGAUCUAAUCAUACAAGAAGCAUUAUUACCCAUCAACAUGGUAAAAGAUGCUGAUGACACAUUUAAAAAAGCCAUAAUUUUUCCUUUACUUGAACUUGAGUUACCAAAACACACAAUGUUUCUAUUAAUUGAUUCAAUAGAUGAGGGGUUGUGCAUGAAUGAAAGAUCUGAUUUACAGUUAAAAAGUAGUAUUAGUAAUACUAUAACAGAACUCUUAGCAUCACAUCAUCAUUUAUUUCCUCAAUGGUUGAUGCUCAUUUGUACUACACGCCGACAAAAUAAAAAUAUUUCCCGUAUGUUUUCGGGUUUUCGAAAAAUUAGUAUUGAUGAUCUACGUAAAUCACAAGUUGUUGCAGAUGUACAACAAUACAUCUUAAGCCGUUUAGAAUCAGAAGAAUCAUUAAGACAACAUAUGAGUAGAGAUACAGCAGAUAUGUUAAAUCAAUUGCAUAUCAAAAGUAAUGGAUGUUUUCUAUACUUGGAAAAAGUUUUAGAUGGUAUUUCUGACGGAUGUGUUGUAUUAAGAGAAAUCAAAGAUAUUCCUGGUACACUUAAUGGGUUGUAUUUAUGGUUUUGCCAAAGACUUUUAAAUUCAAAACAUUUUUCAAAAGUUCGCCCUCUUUUAAAUGUGGUUUUAUCAUCUCAAAAACCCAUGUCAGAAGAAGAAUUGGGUAGUGUUAUGUAUUCAGUUUAUCGCUCUAUGUCUGUUGAAGAAUUUCGAAAACGUUUUAAUUUAUUAAGAAGAAUUUUUUCAAUAUCAAGAGAAUCAAAAUUUAUUCAGUUUCAUCAUAGUUUUGGUGAAUGGUUUUUAGAUGUUAAACAUUGUACUAGAAGAUUUUUAUGUUCUGCUAAUGAAGGUCAUGCUAUGAUAGCUAUUCACAAUACAAUAAGUAAUAAAUCACCAUUAAAGUAUGAAGAUAUUCAUAUUUUAGCAUAUCAUUUAUCUAGAAUAAACCCAUUAUCUGCUUGGGCAAAUUUUUCCGAUCCAAAUCUACUUCCAUUAUUAUGGUUAAUUGAUAGUGGAGCUCAAAUCUCAGAUAGUCUAACAGUUCCAUGUUAUGAUAUAAAGUCUGUUAAUUUUCUACAAGAAGCUCAUAAUUUAGUAUCGAAGAAUGAAUUAAAACCUCUCCUACAUGAUAAUAUUGAUGAAAAAACAUUAUCUACAGAAGAACCUAGUAUACUUGUUAGUGAUAAAAUAUCUAAUUUUAAUGAAAUAGAUGCUAAUGGAAGAAAUAUGUUACAUUUACUUGCAAUGGAUGGAAAUUCAAGUGUUCUUUUGAAACUUUUAAAUAAACAUUCUAAUGUUGAUUUAGAAGUUUGUGAUAAUAAUGGACAAACACCAUUAAAUAUAGCUGCACGCCAAGGGUAUCUGGAUAUAGUAGAGCUUCUUUUAGAACACAAAUGCAAAGUUGAUCAUACAGAUUUUGAAGGAUGGACAGCAUUAAGAGCAGCUGCUUGGGGAGGUCAUUCUCAGGUCCUUGAAAUAUUGUUAAAACAUGGAGCAAAUGUUGAAUGUUAUGACAGUGAAGGACGUGGUGCACUACGAGCUGCUGCUUGGGGUGGACAUGAUGAUAUUGUUGCAAAAUUACUUGAAGCUGGUGCAAAUCCUAACACAAAAGAUGGUGAUGGUAGAACUCCAUUAAUUGCAGCUGCAUAUAUGGGUCAUGCACAUAUUGUAACUAGACUAUUAGAUAAUGGAGCAAAUAUUAAUCAUCAAGAUAAUGAUGGUCGGACUGCUUUAAGUGUUGCUGCUCUAUGUGCACCUACAAAUGAAGGUUAUGCAAAAGUUGUAACCAUAUUAUUGGAUUCAGGAGCAUUUGUUGAUCAUGAAGAUAAAGAUGGAAUGACACCAUUACUUGUAGCAGCAUUUGAAGGGCAUAAAGAUGUAUGUGAAAUAUUAUUAGAAUCUGAAGCUGAUGUCGACCAUUGUGACAAGCUAGGGAGAACUCCCUUGUGGGCUGCAGCAUCAAUGGGUCACCCUGAUUGUGUCUCAUUGUUAUUAUUUUGGGGAUGUUAUGUUGAUAGUAUUGACAAUGAAGGACGUACAGUUCUAAGCGUUUCUGCAGCUCAGGGAAAUAAUAUUGUUGUAUCUCAAUUAUUGGACAGAGGGCUGGAUGAACAACAUAGAGACAAUUCUGGUUGGACUCCAUUACACUAUGCUGCUUUUGAAGGUCAUCAAGUAGUUUGUAAAACAUUAUUGGAAAGUGGAGCUAAAAUUGAUCAAACAGACAAUGAUGGAAAAACGCCAUUAAUGUUAGCAUCAGAAGAAGGACAUUCAUUACUCGUGAAUGAGUUUUUAAAAGUCUAUGGAGCUCCACCAGAGCAAAAAGCUCAUGAUGGAAGAACUGCAAUCAGAUUGGCUGCAUUAGAAGGUCAUAUUGAAGUAGUUAGAAAUCUUUUAGAAUAUGGUGCUGAUGUAAAUAAAAAAGAUGCUGACGGGCGAAGUACUUUAUAUGUUCUUGCUUUAGAAAAUCAUUUAGUGAUGGCUAAAUUUUUUAUUAAUCCUGGCAGAGCAGACAUAGAAAGCACAGAUUCUGAGGGUCGAACUGCUCUACAUGUAAGUUGUUGGCAAGGACAUUUUGAAAUGGUUUCAUUAUUGCUAACUUUUGGAAAAGCUAAUUUAAAUGCAACGGAUAAUGAAAAAAGAACACCUUUACAUUUAGCUGCAUGGCAAGGGCAUUCAAAUAUUGUUAGAUUGUUACUUGAACAAGGAGCUAGUAUAGAUCACGCUUGUAAUCAAGGAGCAACUGCAUUAGGUAUAGCAUCUCAAGAAGGAAAUGAAACGUGUGUUCGUUUGUUAUUAAUGCAAGGUGCAAAUCCAUUAAUUGCAGACCACUGUGGACGAAAUGCUAUCAAGAUAGCUGCUAAAAGUGGUCAUGUUAAUAUUGUUAAAUUACUAGAACAAUUUUACCCUGUUAUAAAUGAAAAUAAUGGAUUUAAUACAGCUAAUACAUCUUGUGAGUCUGCAUCAACAACAGAAACUAAACCAUCCUCUGCUAUAUUAGUCAACCCAUUAUUGACAUGUACUACUACUGUUCCUUUGUGUGAAUUAUCACCUGUAGAAUCACCUGAUUCGACAGCUAAAAGAACUUCAUUUGUAUCAAAUUAUAGCAAGUCUAGUUCUAAUUUAACAGGGAGUACAAAAAGUUCCCACCAAGAUCUUCCAGUUCAAUUGACUCCAUUAACAUUUACCCAAAAACUACAACAGUGUAGUCGAGGAAUUAAAUCAAGGCCAACAUCUAAAGUGUUAAGUCCAUUGCAAAGUCCAAUAUAUGCCACCCCUCCACACAGUCCAAGCACAGAAGAAGCUUCAGCUCCAAAUCUUCAGGUAUUAACUGAUGAUCAUUUCUCAAGAGAUACUCAUAUGCGAAUAAUUUUGGGAAACAAUGCAGCAUCAAAAAAAAAUACAUCCAAUUCAAAUAAUCAAAAUAUUAAAAAUUCUGGAAGUAAUAAGCCAAAAAGAAAUGGUAUUGUAACCAAUCCAGCAUUAAGAAUAAUGCCAGCCAUUCGAAGUGGUCUAGAAUUAGCUGCUGGCCGAAGAAAUAAAACUCCUCAUUUACCUACUGAUAGUUUUAAAUGGCGAAAAGAAACACCAUUGUAAAUAUAUUUUUGUUCCAAAGUGAGUUAUUAAUAGUUUGAUGUUUAUUUUUAUACUAUUUAAAAUUAUAUUUAAUAAAAUCCAAAAAAUAGUAUUGAUGUUUAUAUUGCCAAACUCACCAUAAUAUCUAUGGAGUGUUUAUUUCAAUUAAACAUUUUUGUUAGUACUAUGUAUUACACAGAAUGUAGGAAAAGGCUGAGCUAUUUAUUAAUUUUGUUUUUUUUUAAAACAAAUGUUAGUUUUGCUAAAUUUUUUUCAUUAUUUUAAAUUUGAGUUAAUUUAAUUCAGAUUAAUUCUACUUAAAAAUGUUAAUUAUUUUUGUGUUGAGUAUCAUAAUCUAAGAU